Varroa destructor (honeybee mite) is the source of this 2828-nucleotide messenger RNA. Its product is annotated as FAS-associated factor 2-like. Gene Ontology annotation, molecular function: ubiquitin binding. Gene Ontology annotation, biological process: ERAD pathway. Lineage: Eukaryota; Metazoa; Arthropoda; Arachnida; Mesostigmata; Varroidae. The record is from RefSeq and is a predicted model, not a curated record. Gene Ontology annotation, cellular component: endoplasmic reticulum.
GCACUGGCUAAUCCACUCGCACCCCGCUCAGUAUCUAGUUAAUAAUUUUAGUGUUUUACGUCAGUACUCAUGCCUUUAGGAAUGGCCUCAGACGGCUCCACCGAAACGAAGUGUCCACGCUCUGACUUGAACCUGCAAUCUUUGAUUUUAGCGGGCAAACACGUUACUCACUGCGUUAUCACAAGGACAGUAUAUAAUUUACAAAAACAUCGAACGAUUGUGGUGCCGCACCAACUAGCGAGUCUUUUACAGACGCGGACAUUGUGUAAAAAACUAUUUACGAAUGAUACCUUAAGAGUGUUAGUUUUCUUAUUAAGGAAAGUCAACUGCCGUUGGAUACUUGCAUAUGUAUUGCUCCAUUUCUUCGGCUGACUGAGAGUUCUCCUUGGCAAUCGUGCAUUCUGUCCAAAGCUUUUCCUUUGGUCGUUUUGUAAACGGAGCCUUUAUCCACUCGCGAAUCCGAAACAGCGGUCGCCAACCCGCUAUGGGAAAUAUUUACUUAAGAGGGUGAUUGCUGCGAUUGAAGCCGCGCGACUAGCGGGUAUCGAGUAUUGCCGUAUUCAAAAUGGCGGCGUCCAGUGAGGAGCUCUCGGAGUCACAGAACGAAAAACUAGCUCAAUUUCAGGAAAUCACUGGUUUUGAAGACCUUUCACGGUGUAGAGAUAUUCUCUGUGCCCAUUCGUGGGAUCUCGAAGCUGCUGUUUCUACCGCACUUCACUUACCCUCAUCACCAACCAGGGAUCGUCUGGGAACACAGGACGUACCUACAGUCGAUCAAAAUUUUCAGGGUGCGGAUUACACACUUUCGCAUUGGCGUCCACGAGGAUGGAUUGGUUUCGGGUGGUACAUGCUGCAAUGGCCGUUGUCGUUCUUUUUCCGGACUAUUUACAAUAUCAUGAGAUUUGCAGUAUCGCUUAUAAGAAAUGACUCUCGUUUAGCACUUACAAACUCUGAGGGUAACGUCCGUCAAUUUAUUAAAGAAUUUACUGACAAAUACGGACCUCUCGUACCAACAUUUCUCGAAACCAGCUAUAACCAGGCUCUAUCUAGGGCGAAAGCUGAAUUGUGCUUCCUGCUUGUCUAUUUGCAUAACCCCUCGCACGAGGACACUGACCACUUCUGCCGGAGAGUACUCUGUACCCCUGAGGUGGUCAACUGGUUAGGACAGCACAUGCUUGUUUGGGGUUGUUCCGUACAAUUGCCCGAAGGACAUAAAGUAUCUAGAACAUUGAAGGAACGCACAUAUCCAUUUGUAUGCGUGGUGGUUCUACGAGAGUCACGUAUGACUCUAGUAGCUCGAAUUCAGGGUCAAGUCGAGAGUCCUGAGCAACUUCUAAGUAUACUGACGACAGUGAGAGCUGACAAUGAGGCUUCGCUUCGGGCGGCGCAGAUUGAAAGGAAUGAAAGAACCGUAAAUCAGACCUUAAGGCAACAACAGGACGAGGCUUACCUUCAGUCUCUCAGGGCAGAUCAAGAGAAAGCGCGUAAAAAACGCGAAGAGGAACAGCGUAAACGAGACGCAGAAGAAGCGGCAGCUCGCCAAGCCGCUGAGGAAGCUCGUGCCGCCGAAUUACGAGAGCGUGAGAAAGUCGAACUGGCCCGGCAGGUUCCCGCUGAACCCGCCAAAGAGGACGAGGGUGCUAUUCAGCUAGCACUUCGAUUGCCUUCUGGAAAAAGAAUCGAUCGACGAUUCCUUCAGACGCAUUCCAUGAAGUAUCUCUACUAUUAUGUCCUUUGUCAUUCGGAGGCACCAGACAAUUUCGAGAUUCACACUAGCUAUCCACGACGGAAGAUACCGUGUCAGCCUGCACCUGGAAGUGAGGAAGAUCCGCCAUCUUUUAUAGAAUUUGGUUUAGCUAGGAACGAAAGCCUCAUGGUCUCAGACCUCGAUGCUUAGUUGAGGUCAGUAACGGAAAGCUGCGUUGUGCGUUUUUGAACUACAACAUAGUAAAUUAUCCUCUCGUCAAAAUUAUCAAGCAGCAGUAUGCACAAUAUAGAUAUGGUUGGGCAGAGCGAAAUGCAGACGAACACAGGCCUGAGGACUGCAGCCGUAUUUGGGUAGAUGCAAGUUGUGUGUAAGCACACAGUAAAAGAAAUAUUUACGACGAAGUAUUGCAUUGGAGGAAAGGCCAAAUACUGUUAGUGGAUAUACGAUACAUCGAAAGUUGUCAUUUCUUUAGUCAUUUAGGUUUAUAGAAUUUCCUACAUAAUAGAAGAAGAAACAAAGGGUACAUGACACGCAAAAAUAAACAAGAAAACAAAACAGUUUAUUCUUAGGCCGGUUGGCGGUGUGCAUUUGAAACUCGCUUAGCUUGCUCCUAGUAGUUCACUGCGAUUCCUCGUAACUGAGGUUUAUGGUUUUUCGUUGAUUUAACAACUGCAAAAGGUAAAAACGACGUGGACUCAUGUACCGGACUUAAAGCACUCUCCAGGGAAAUAGAAUUACAGUACGUAGUAAAAUGCUUUGCUUAGUCAAUGCGAAGUUGACAUACGCAACGUGGAAUUGUUAUAUAUAUAUAUGUAUAUAUGUAUAUGUAUAUAUAUAUGUAUAUAUAUAUGUAUAUAUAUAUGUAUAUAUAUAUAUUCACCCUGUUUAUAGGUAUAAUAGAUACGUCUUCGAGAACAGAACGAAAAGUCCUGGAGAAUCAGGAUGGGCAAUGCGCGAGGACUUAUGUAAUAUAUAAUGAAGCGUGGAUAAAUACUGAGAUAAGUGUGUGCAUGUGCGAGUGGGUUGGAGGGAACAAGUCGUUGUCUAAUGUAUAGCCCGAUUCCAAUUAGAAUUUUACGAUGGAGUAUGGAAAAUAAACUAAGGAGCAAUUUGUUUACAA